Messenger RNA from Siniperca chuatsi (mandarin fish), 1168 nucleotides. RefSeq names its product nipsnap homolog 3A (C. elegans) (gene nipsnap3a). Lineage: Eukaryota; Metazoa; Chordata; Actinopteri; Centrarchiformes; Sinipercidae. The transcript has 6 exons. Gene Ontology annotation, cellular component: mitochondrion. The record is from RefSeq and is a predicted model, not a curated record. Bases 98 to 841 code for a protein of 247 amino acids.
CAUUUCCUCUCUGUGGAGUGAGACCUCCUGCUCACAGAGGAUCUCUGGCUGCCAGUGACUUCCUGUCCGCUCUGUUUCCUGUCACUUCAGCCUCAACAUGUGGAAGUUCAGGAGCUCCUCGCUGAGAUCAGCUGCUGUCCUGCUCACACCUGCUCAGCCUCGUGUGCGCCUCUCCACCGGCCCCCAGCAGGAACACACAACCUUCUACGAGUUCCGCACCUACUGCAUCCGUCCAGACCAGAAUGCCGCCUUCCUCAAACUGACCGCUGAGAAGAUCCACCUGCGCACCGCCCACUCCGAGCUGAUUGGCUACUGGAGCGUCGAGUACGGCGGCCUGAACAAGGUCUUCCAUAUAUGGAAAUACGACAGUUUCUCUCAGCGGGCAGCUGUGCGGGCAGCCCUGGCUCAGGACCCCUCCUGGAUAUCAGAGUACAUCUCCAAGGCCAUACCGAUGCUGACGUCUCAGGACAACGAGGUCACUUACCUGGUUCCCUGGAGCCACCUGCAGAGGCCACCACAGGAGGGUGGUGUGUACGAGCUGGUUUCCUUCCAGAUGCGUCCCGGCGGUCCGGCAGUUUGGGGCAAAGCCUUCCAGGCUGCCGUCGCCACCCACGAUGCACCGGGGUACGGCAAGCUGGUGGGAGCUUUCAACAGCGAGUGCGGCCUGCUGAACAGAGUUCACGCCCUCUGGUGGUUCGAGAGCGCCGACCAGCGAGCUGAAGUUCGACACAAAGCUCACACUGACGCCAGGGUGGUCGCUGCAGUCAGAAACAGCGUCGUCCAUCUGGACUCUCAGGAGAAUAAACUCCUGUUUCCCUGUUCGUUCUCUCCGCUGAAGUAACUUCCUGUCCUCCGCUUCCUGUUCCCACACCUGCGUCUCCAUGGCAACAGAGACAAACACUGCAACUUUAACAUUAAACCGAUCCUUACCUCCUGCACCGCCCCGUCUCUCGAUGAACCAAUCACAGCUCAGCUUCCUGUUCCAGCUUCUGUUACAAACAUGACGGAUGGAAUUUAUCAUCACGAGAAACAUCAAUAAUCAGACUUGAUUAGUGUGUGAGUGACAGCAGCAGCGUCCAAUCCUGCGGUCUGGAUGUUGGAGGUGGGCGGGGCCGACAGACUGACUGCACUUUGAUAACUGAUGUAAUAAACUGAGACGUGAACAUCA